AUUUAAUAUGGAAAUGACUACUCCAGUUGAGUUUGAUGAGAACCUCUCUGAUGAUUUUAUUGAUGAAGAGGUUUCUUCUUGGUCAAUUAGAAAAUCAGACAAAAUUCUUGUUAAUAUGAGUGAGAAUUCACUUAGUAGCAAGAAGAAAAGAAAGAAUUCUUUCAUCCAUGGCUCCAAACACCUUCAUUUUCCUGAGAGUGACAAAGAGCAUGAAGAGCCACCUCGUCUUGAAUUAAAGAUGCAUAAAAUUCACUCUUUGAAUUAUCAGAAGAAAGACAAUAAAGAUGUUGGCAAAGAUGAGGAGAAAAAAUCAAAUGCCUCUUUAAAACAAGAAAUCAGCAGUCUUCUUAAGUAUGCAGCUAAACUUAGAAGCAAAGAAAUGAUGAAGGAUUGUCAUGCCCAACAAGCUGCUAAGGAUCAUAAAAAUAACUUUCUAAAGAACCUUCCAUCGCCUAAGAAGGCAGCAAUGAAGGAUAUGGAGCCUUGUUAAUUAAACAAUCUUUGCUUUUAAUAAAAUUCUU
Moneuplotes crassus is the source of this 521-nucleotide messenger RNA. The record is from the annotation of a GenBank genome assembly. NCBI's taxonomy places the organism in Eukaryota, Ciliophora, Spirotrichea, Euplotida, Euplotidae.